AUGGAGGCGAGAAAAGCGUCAAGGACAUUAUGGGAUCGCACGAAGUCGAUCGCCAAAAGGGUCGUACGAUACGAUGACACGGAGGCGAACCGACUGGGUGUCCCGAUGGUCGGUGUGCAAGACUAUAUGGGUGAAAUGGUUGAUCAUCCUUGGGAGAAGGCUGUACAUUACUUGGAUUCUCUUUUCCCAUUUCGCCAUUGGAUUUUGUCAUACAAUCUGACGUGGCUGUUCGGUGAUCUCAUUGCAGGAAUUACAGUUGCUCUGGUUCUUGUGCCACAGUCGAUGUCGUAUGCCAACAUUGCAGGACUUGCUCCGCAGUUUGGUCUGUAUUCUUCAUUUGUCGGUGUCGUUAUUUAUGCCCUGUUCGCUACAUCGAAGGACGUGACAAUCGGUCCGGUGGCUGUCAUGUCGCUCCAGACAGCCACCGUCAUCAAAAAGAUCAAUGAAACCUAUCCUGAUCGCCACUAUGAGGCACAUAUGAUCGCAUCGGCCCUUGCAUUUUUGUGUGGUAUUAUUACUUUGGGUGUUGGUUUGCUGCGUUUGGGAUGGCUCGUUGAGUUUAUCCCUGCGCCGGCCGUUAGUGGUUUCAUGACGGGAUCCGCUCUAACUAUUCUGGUCGGCCAGCUUCCAUCGCUCUUCGGAGAGUCGAAUGUGCCGAGCCAUGGAGCCAUGUAUCUGACCGUGAUAAGAUUCUUCAGGGAAUUGCCGACCACGAAGCUCGAUGCAGCGUUUGGCAUUCCGGCGCUGGUCUUUUUGUACUUUAUCCGUUCGGCAUGCAAUUACAUCGCCAAGCGGUAUCCGAAAUAUGCGCGCGUUGCGUUCUUUGUGUCGGUCCUGCGCAGUGCUUUUGUCAUUAUCGUCCUUACGAUCGCCAGUCGUGUGUGGUUGGGUCCCGAACAAAAGAGCGAUUACCCCAUCACGAUCAUAAACCACGUGCCGCGUGGAUUCAGGAACAUGGGCCAACCUUCCUUGCCGCAGGAUGUAACGUCAGCUAUUGGACCUAACCUGCCGGCCUCCGUCAUUUUGCUUCUGUUGGAGCAUAUCGCUAUAUCCAAGUCAUUUGGUCGUCUGAACAAUUACAAGAUCAAUCCGAACCAAGAACUGAUUGCCAUUGGUGUCACCAAUCUGAUCGGCCCUUGCUUUGGUGGAUACGCAGCUACAGGAUCGUUCUCGCGAUCGGCUGUCAAGUCUAAGUCUGGCGUUCGUACGCCUUUAGCUGGCUGGAUCACGGCCAUUGUCGUGCUCAUUGCUAUUUAUGCACUUUCGGGUGUGUUCUUCUGGAUCCCUAAGGCGGCCCUGUCGGCUGUCAUUAUCCAUGCGGUCGGCGACCUGAUUGCGCCACCAUCGUUGCUAUACAAAUUCUGGCUGAUGAACCCGCUUGAGCUUCUUAUUUGGGUGGCUUCUGUGGUGGUGACGAUUUUUACUAGUGUAGACUAUGGUGUCUACACCUCGGUGGCGGCCUCGGCAGCUCUAUUGCUCAUCCGCAUUGCGCGUCCGCGUGGACACUGGCUAGGUGUCGUGCGCGUGGAGCACAAUGACCCAUCUAUUGCUGGUGGUGCGCAGCAGCGCAAUGUGUUUAUGCCCAUGGAUGUCCAGGAUGGUCUUCGAGACCCUUCUGUGCACGUGGAACCGCCGCCACCUGGAGUGUUUGUGUACCGUGUGGAAGAGUCGUUUACGUACCCGAAUGCUUCGCACAUGGCCGAGGUCAUUACUGACAAGAUCAAGAGGCACACGCGCCCGGGUCGUGCCGCGGUAUCGAAGACGGGUGAUCGCCCAUGGAAUGAUCCGGGCCCACCGAAUGUCCGACUCGUUAGGGCGUUUCGCGCGUGUACGUGGUACUACCACCGACACAAGGACGCACCUGCGCUGCAAGAAGAGCUGGAAGAGCGGAUGCGUAUUGAGAAGGAGGAUCCGCGCCCUUACCUGCAUGCACUGGUGCUUGACUUUGGCUCUGUGGCGAAUGUUGACUCUACAUCGGUGCAGGUGCUGGUGGAUUUGCGUAACGCAUUGGAACGGUACCGUGGCGGUCCGGUGCAGUUCCACUUUGCCCAUAUUCUGAGCCCAUGGAUCCGUCGUGCGCUCCUGGCUGGUGGAUUCGGAACUGGCCGAAUUCAUCGCCAUGUGACGGAAAUUGCAUCUGUCGUCCAACAGGGCGAUGCAAGGGCUGUAGGCGAGCGGCGUUCGCCGUCGCCUGAGAAGCCACCGCUGCCGGAAGCAGGGGAAGAUGACGACUACUUGCACAGGCCCCCGCACGAUGACCUUGAGUCGCAAGUGCCUGCACAGGUCACGGCCGAAAUGGACAAACUCGACUUUGAAAUUCGCCACUUGGACGCCAUGUAUGCGCAAGAGUCGAAGCAAGAGUCGAGUAUGUCCUCUCCCAGUAUUACAGUGCCGAUUAUGUGGAAUAAUGAGCUGACGCCCUACUUCCAUCUUGACCUGGCUGCCGCAGUCUCGGCAGCGACAGACAGCUUGUCGCCUUUGCAAGAGCCAUCGGCUGCUUAA
Molecule: messenger RNA, 2502 nt
Organism: Malassezia restricta
Lineage: Eukaryota; Fungi; Basidiomycota; Malasseziomycetes; Malasseziales; Malasseziaceae
Product: solute carrier family 26 (sodium-independent sulfate anion transporter), member 11
Exons: 1
Coding region: 1-2502 (833 amino acids)
Biological process (GO): transmembrane transport
Cellular component (GO): membrane
Molecular function (GO): secondary active sulfate transmembrane transporter activity
Source: RefSeq, a predicted model, not a curated record